AUGGCAAAAGCAGAAGACACGACGCUGAACCCAUUCGUGAUGGACGACCAAGAAGGAAGCCAGACAGGGAAGAUAACAAUAAGACUACCACCAUUCUGGCCAGAGGAACCGGAGCUAUGGUUCGCCCAAUUGGAGGGACAAUUCGCCUUGUGCAACAUCAACAGAGACGAGGAGAAAUACGCCUACGCACUGUCGAAGAUAGAGCUUAAACAAGCAAGGGAGGUAAAAGACGUAAUCACACGGCCGCCGGAAAGAGACAAGUACGGAACACUAAAAAAAGCCUUGAUACAACGACUAACCGACUCCCACGAAAAUAGGAUGCGGCAGCUACUAGAGAGAGAAGAGAUUGGAGAUAGGAAACCAUCGCAAUUCCUACGAUAUCUCAGCUCCUUAGCAGGAUCGACGGUGACCCAAGACCUACUACGGACUCUGUGGAUGGGCCGACUACCACCGCAGAUGCAGGCCAUACUGGCACCACGAACAGCAGACGCACUAGAGGAAGUCGCAGAGCAAGCAGAUAGGAUCUACGAACUAGGGCAGAGAACAAUGGUCCUAGCAACCUCCACCUCGCAAAGGCAAAACACCAGCACGAAGGCCAACCAAGAAAUUGAAGCCCUAAGAAAGGAAGUCGCCGCACUCACUACACAGAUAGCAAGGAUGGCCAGGUCGAUGCAGAAAUACCAACAUCACGACAGAAACCGUUCGAGAAGCAGAACACCAGGAAAGAAAGGAGGAGUUUGCUACUACCAUAGACGCUUUGGUGACGAAGCCAAGAAGUGUACUCAACCAUGCACAUACGUAAAAAACGAAGAGGGCAGUCAUUAA
This is a messenger RNA of Monomorium pharaonis (pharaoh ant), 825 nucleotides long. RefSeq lists its product as uncharacterized. Bases 1 to 825 code for a protein of 274 amino acids. The transcript has a single exon. The record is from RefSeq and is a predicted model, not a curated record. NCBI's taxonomy places the organism in Eukaryota, Metazoa, Arthropoda, Insecta, Hymenoptera, Formicidae.